Messenger RNA from Fusarium venenatum, 1758 nucleotides. RefSeq lists its product as uncharacterized. The record is from RefSeq and is a predicted model, not a curated record. NCBI's taxonomy places the organism in Eukaryota, Fungi, Ascomycota, Sordariomycetes, Hypocreales, Nectriaceae. Gene Ontology annotation, biological process: protein catabolic process in the vacuole; cellular response to glucose starvation.
AUGGCUGUCGUUCUUCCAUCCGACGAUAACGGUUACUUUGCCGGGUCCGGCCUACGACGCUCGCAUUCACAAUCCAACUUCGCCUCUUCGACCUCACCAUUUUCUACCUCUUCUCAUUUGAGCGACCAUCAUUACAGCCCAGCUACCAAAUCAUACGCCGAAUCAAACUCAUCAUCUGCUCCCUCAUCUCCCCGUACGGUCCACGCCGACUCUGUGGAUCUCUCCUACGCCUCAACCCCCGCCACUAACCUCUCCAUUGCUUCUGACUACGACGACCACAUCAGCCUCGCUGAAUCACCCGAAGAUCACUUCAUGUUCCCAUCUUUUGCACAGGAGAAGUUCUUCGUUCACCAAGAUAUUCACCCUCACAUACACCAUGACGAUAACCUAGAACCACCCCCAAGUCCACGAACAGGCGAUUCUUACACUGUCUCUCCUGCCGAACACGAGAACUCCGAGGAGGCUUCCGAGGACACAUCAAGACCUGAAACACCCGAGCACGAAAAGUCUGAGCAUGCAGAGGACGAUACUGCAGUCUCCAGCAGGCCUUCGCGACAGGUUGAUUACUUGUCUCAUGAAUGGAGAGAAGAGGACAUCUGGUCAUCAUGGCGAUAUGUCGUGACUCGAAGGGGAGAAUUUCCCAACAGCGCGCGGUUAGAAAACGCUUCUUGGAGGACAUGGAUGAAGGCCAAGAACAACCUCAAGACUAUCUCUCCCGAAUCGCUCAACUGGCUUAAGGAUUGUGAUGUCACCUGGCUUUAUGGUCCUCUGCAGUCAGGACCCAAAAACACCCACUCUACCCACACGGAGCCCUCUAGCGUUUCGCUUUCCAAGACUGACUCACUUGUCAACCUCAACAAGAAGCCCAUCUUGAAGAAGAGAAGUAUGUCUGAGGUUAUGCUUCAGCGAUCGUUAUCCACGGCCUCAUUAUUGAAGCAAGCCACCGCAGCUGUCAAGGCCCAAGAGACACGAGGAAUUCUCCGACCCCACCUUGGCCGUUCUAACACAGAUUACUUUGCUUACCCUUUCGCAUCACGUCGAUUGAGUGGAGACAGCAGCAGCAUCGCUCCUUCGGUUGAGUCGUCUGGUGUUAUUUCUCCCAGUGCGGAACGGAAACACAUUCAUUUCAACGAGCAAGUCGAACAGUGCAUAGCUGUUGAAAUUAAGGGCGACGAGGAAGAAGAAGCAAUCGAUGAUCAUUAUGGUUCUGACAGUGAUUCAGACGACGGAGUCAUGAUGAAGCAGGUCCAGACAAAGAAGAGGCCCAUCUCCCGACGCAAGAUUUUGAAGUCAAAGCCAGCUGUUGAAGGGAAGACAAUAGCCAAACUUCCGUCUACUACCCUCAAGUAUCGUGAAGACACUCCCGAACCGCGAGAGACUGCUAUGAAGCACUCUAGAAGCCCGCUCAUGUCCCCUUCUUCUUCGCAGGAGACUCUGCGACCUGCUAAGCAGUCCGGAAAGUUCUUUUUCGGGGAAGAGGAUCAUGAUGAUAGCCUUGAUGAUGCGCUGUUGAGCCCCCGCUCAGGGUGGGCUUCACCACCUAGUGAAGGCAUCAAUGGCGGUCUAAACAGAUCCAUCUCUUCAGGCAGCCUUUGCGAGGAACCUGCGGGUAUGCGACGCACGCCGUCGGGUAUGUUUAUGCCUUAUGAGGAAGGCGAAAUACAAUCAGGGGAUGGGAUUUUUGGCCGCGUUAUCGACACGGUCAAUACUGCCCGCGACAUCGCCCACGUUAUCUGGAACGUCGGAUGGAGGAAAUAA